This is a messenger RNA of Camelina sativa (false flax), 2547 nucleotides long. NCBI's taxonomy places the organism in Eukaryota, Viridiplantae, Streptophyta, Magnoliopsida, Brassicales, Brassicaceae. The record is from RefSeq and is a predicted model, not a curated record.
CUUGAUCCUUACUCAUUUGUCUCUCCUUCCGCCUACGACACGGCUUGGUUAUCCAUGAUCGAAGAAGACAACAACGUAGGUGAUGAUGAGCUUAAACCGAUGUUCCAAGAUUGUCUAGACUGGAUUAUGUGCAAUCAAAACGCAAGAGAAGGUUUCUGGGGAAACUCCGGUGGUUAUACUCAAAUGGCUGAUGCCGAAGCCGAAGACGGCGAAGAGGACAUGUACAUUCUCACCUCUACUCUUGCUUGUGUUGUAGCACUUCACAAAUGGAAUAUUGGGUAUUUUCAUCUCCACAAAGGUGCAAGAUUUAUCGAACGAAGUACGGAGAUGAUAAUUGGGAAACAGAUCCACGAAAAUGGAUCUUAUCCUCGUUGGUUCGUUAUCAAAUUCACUGGAAUCCUAGAGCUUGCUCAACAACUUGGCUUACACUUUGUCUUCUCUAGUCGCUGCGUCAAAAUGAUCAAAGAAAUGUUUUAUCAACGCCAAGAGAUUCUCAAAAGAGAAAAAUUGGUGGGUGAUUGUAACCAUAAACCUCUACUAGCCUAUCUAGAGGCAUUGGCAUUGAAAUUAUAUGUUGAAAAUCAUGAAGACACCAUUGUUAAGAGCCUCGACAAUAUCGACGGCUCUUUGUUUCAGUCGCCUUCAGCAACUGCAUCAGCGUUUAUGAUCACUCGCAACGCAAAAUGUUUAGCUUAUCUUCAAAAUCUCGUUCAAAGAUGCCCUAAUGGAGUGCCACAAAAGUACCCUCUCAAUGAAGAUCUCAUAAAACUCUCCAUGGUUAAUCUAAUCGAGAGUACUGGUUUAGGAGAGUUCUUCGGUAGAGAGAUUGAACAUGUUAUUCAACAAGUUUACAGGCGCCACGACGAGGAAGAAGAUGUCAAGAACAAACCCAUGAGUUACGUAGCAGAUCAAUUGCACAAAGACUCUCUUGCAUUUCGGAUGCUAAGGAUGCAUGGUCGACACAUCUCACCUAGAAGGUUUUGCUGGUUCAUGAAGGAUCAAGAAAUCCGAUGUAAUUUAGAAAGAAACAUAGAUUCUUUCUUGCCAAUAAUCCUAAGUGUUUACAGAGCUACGGAUCUCAUGUUUCCGGGAGAGUAUGAGCUUGAAGAAGCAAGAGAGUAUACUUGGAGUUUACUCGAGAAACGUCGGUCUAUCGACGAAAGAAUGAUUAUGCAUGAAUUAAGUACUCCAUGGAUAGCUCGACUCAGACACCUUGAUCAUAGAAUGUGGAUUGAGGACAAGAACUCAAAUGUUCUCUCAAGCGGAAAAGCUUCCUUUCUAAGACUACAUAGUUCAUAUAGCAACAAAGUAAUUUAUCUUGCUGCAAGAAAUUUCGAGUUUCAACAAGCCAAAUAUCGAGGCGAGCUGGAGGAAUUGACAAUGUGGGUAAAGAAAUGGGGACUUAGUGAUAUUGGUUUCGGUAGAGAGAAGACAACAUAUUGUUACUUUGCAACUGUCACUUCGUUGCCCUAUGAAUAUGCCAUCAAACUUAGUAAGCUUGCAGCAAAGAGUGCCAUCCUCAUCACAGUUGCCGAUGAUUUCUUUGAUGAAGAAGGUUCUUUAAAUGAUUUGGAAGCUCUAACGAAAGCAGUCUUAAGAUGGGAAGGAGAGGAGCUUAAAGGUUACGGCAAGAUCAUUUUUAAAGCACUUGAUGACAUUGUAAGUGAAACUGCAGAUACUUGUCGUAAGCAUCACGGGACCGACAUAAUCGUCUAUCUUCGCAACAUCUGGGGUGAAACAUUUGAGUCAUGGCUACGUGAAGCUGAAUGGAGUAAGAAGGGACACACACCGCCCAUGGAAGAAUAUAUUCGAAACGGAAUGAUCUCAAUCGCAGCACACACCGUUGCUCUUUCCAUGUCAUAUCUCAUAGAACCUUCUUUUCCCCAAGAUAAACUCAAACCCGGAAAUUACGAUUAUAUGACAACAUUGCUCAUGAUCAUACCUCGACUCUUAAAUGAUCUACAAAGUUAUCAGAAGGAACGAGAACAAGGGAAGAUCAAUUCCGUGCUGCUCCACUUGAAGAAUCAUCCAGACCUCGAGAUUGAGGACUCGAUCGCUCAUAUCGAAAAGAUAAUCGAUUCGAAAAGGAAAGAGUUACUGGAGCAUGUACUAGUAGAUGGACUAAGUGAUUUACCAAAACCAUGCAAAGAGAUUCACCUGUCUUGUUGUAAAGUCUUCGAGAUGUUUUUUAACAAGAAGAACCGUUAUGAUUCGGACACGGAGAUGCUUCAAGAUAUCAAAAAGGCUCUCUACGAUCCUGUGAAUGUUUAUGAACAAUCAGAGAUCGAGCCUUUGCCACUGAUGUCACAUGGUGAUGACUUUAUGAUUCUUCCUUUGCUUUUGAACAGCAUGCCAAAUAUUCUUGAAUAUAAGAAGGACGAAUACGGAGCCAUGAAAACAUCUAUGUGCUUGAGAAGAAGUUAUCGUGUUCAAAAACGCUUUAUGGUCUCACAGCUUGAUGAUCAUCGUAAGCCUCUCAAGAUUGUCGCCUCGCAGCGGAAUCCGGCACCAAUGAUCCAACCAAUAUUCUCACCAUGCUUCUACUAA